AUGCAAAUCUUUGUAAAAACACUUACAGGCAAGACCAUAACUCUUGCGGUCGUAAGCUCAAACACUAUUGACAACGUCAUGGAAAUGAUACAAGAAAAAGAAGGGAUCCCUCAAGACCAGCAAAGACUCAUCUUCUUCGGUACACAGCUUGAACAUGGUCGAACACUUGCGGAUUACAACAUCCAGGAAGAGUCAUCUCUUUACAUUGUGCAAAUGGGACGCAGAGUUUUGAGGGAUCCAGAUCUUUUUCAAGAAGAUGGUGGGAUGCGUAUAUUUGUCAAGACUUGUGCGGACAAGAACAGUGAGGACAAGACCAUCACUCUUUACGUGGAAAGCUCAGACACCAUUAAAGACGUGAAGGCCAAGAUUCAUGACAAGGAAGGGAUCUCACCGGACAGGCAUAUACUAGUUUUCGGAGGGACAAAGCUUGAAGAUGGUCGGACUUUAGCAGACUAUAACAUUAAGAAGGAAUCAACUCUUUACCUUGCGGUGCGUCUAAGAGAUGCUAUGCAAAUUUUUCUCAGGAGUCCUUGGGACAAGAUCAUCACUAUUGAAGUCAAAAGCAGUGAUACGAUUGACAACUUGAAGGCCAAGAUUCUUGACAAGGAAGGGACCGAAGUGAACCGGCAGAUACUUGUCUUCGCUGGUAGAUAUCUCAAGUAUGGUCAAACCCUAGCGGAUUAUAACAUUCAAAAUGAAUCAUUUAUUCACCUUGUGUGGAAUCGGAGAGAACCUUUCCAGGUUUUUGUCAAGACUACAAGUGGAAAGACCAUCACUCUUGAUGAAGUCCAAAGCUGUGAUACGAUUUACAACGUCAAGGCCAAGAUUCACGACAAGGAAGGGUACGCACUGGACCAGCAGGUGCUUCUCUUUGAUCGUAAACAGCUUGAAGAUGGUCGAACGCUUCAUGAUUAUAACAUUGCAAAACACUCAACUCUUUACCUUGUGGUGGUGCGUCUGAGAUUCCAUAUUUUUGUCAAGACCUUGACGGGAAAUAUCAUCAGUCUUGAUGGGUUCAAAAGCUGUGAUAAGAUUCAGAAAUUAAAGAAUAAGAUUUAUCACAAGGAAAUGAUUCCACCGGACCAGCAGUUGCUUGUCUUUGGUGGUAGAGAGCUUGAAGAUCGUCGAAGCCUUGGGAAUUAUAACAUUGUGAAAGCGUCAACUCUUUACCUUAUACAGCGUCCGAGAAGAACUAUGCGGAUUUUUGUCAAUACUUUGCCGAAAAAUCCCAUUCAUGGGUUUAAGACCUUCGCUUUUGAAGUGGCAAGCUCUCAUACGAUUGCGAGUGUGAAGGCUAAGAUUCGUGAGAAAGAAGGAAUGCGACCGGACUAUCAGAUGCUAAUAUUUGCCGGGGAAGAGCUUGAAGAUGGUCUGUCUUUAGAGGAUUACAACAUUCAGAAAGACUCUACUCUUCAGCUUAUUAGCCGUUACAACACCGUGGUGGAAGAAGCUUGUGACACAAGAAACGAUGGAAGCUCCAACGUUGACUUUCUGUUUCAGUAA
Molecule: messenger RNA, 1503 nt
Organism: Microthlaspi erraticum
Lineage: Eukaryota; Viridiplantae; Streptophyta; Magnoliopsida; Brassicales; Brassicaceae
Source: the annotation of a GenBank genome assembly